AUGGUACGACAGUUCAAGCACCACGAGGGCAAGCUGCUCAAGAAGGUCGACUUUGUCAACUGGAAGACAGAUAAUGGCCACCGUGAACAGCAGGUGAUGGGCACCUUCCAUCUGCAGGACCGAGACGACUACAACAAGUACAACAAAAUCUGCGGUAAGAUCCGACAAUUAGCAUACAAGCUAUCUCAGCUCCAACCGGACGACCCUGUUCGAAUCAAGCACGAAAAGCUGCUUCUCGACAAACUCUACCAGAUGGGCAUUCUUUCCACCAACACCACCGUUUCGCAUCUGGAGACCAAGAUAUCUGUGUCUGCUAUCGCCAAGCGACGACUCCCCGUCAUCAUGCACAAACUCAAGAUGACCCAAAAACUGGACGCUGGAACUGCCAUGAUCGAGCAGGGUCACGUGAGAGUGGGUCCUCACAUUGUCACCGACCCUGCGUUUCUGGUGACCCGAAACAUGGAGGACUUUGUCACCUGGACCGACCGAUCCAAGAUCAAGAAGGCCACUCUCAAGUACCGAAACGAGCUCGACGACUUCAACACUAUGUAA
Molecule: messenger RNA, 552 nt
Organism: Yarrowia lipolytica CLIB122
Lineage: Eukaryota; Fungi; Ascomycota; Dipodascomycetes; Dipodascales
Biological process (GO): ribosomal small subunit biogenesis; rRNA processing
Cellular component (GO): small-subunit processome; small ribosomal subunit; Mpp10 complex
Molecular function (GO): snoRNA binding; structural constituent of ribosome; rRNA binding
Source: RefSeq, a predicted model, not a curated record